This is a messenger RNA of Pomacea canaliculata, 455 nucleotides long. RefSeq lists its product as uncharacterized. Bases 16 to 363 code for a protein of 115 amino acids. The record is from RefSeq and is a predicted model, not a curated record. Lineage: Eukaryota; Metazoa; Mollusca; Gastropoda; Architaenioglossa; Ampullariidae. The transcript has 4 exons.
CGUAAAAAAUCAGUCAUGCGCUGCACGCGUGUCUCUGAUAGUCACGUACACAAAGUGAAUAAAAGGCAAGCCUCGCGGUGUCUGAACAUCUUGGGUCUUCGUAAAAAGACAAAGACUUUAAGGAUGAAGGUUUGCAUCGUUGUCCUGCUGGUCCUCGUGGCUGUGGUCGCUGCCACUGACGUCGACAAGAGACUGUUUCUGCCCAGCCUCAGUGAACUGGUGGCCAAGCUGAAGUCUCUGCUGGUAUCUCACUCGACCGUGACGCUCGGUGUCUGUGAGGCUGCGUGUGGCGCAGUUGCUGAACUUGCGGCCCCCUUGUGUGCUCCAGCUUGUGAGCUCGUCGUUAAGGAACUGAGUGGAUGAGUGCUGAAUUCUUCAGGACUCGGUCCACCUCACCCUAGUCUUGCUGAUAUAACAGCAGACGACGAUGUAAAAUAAAUCCUUGAAAAAACCCA